AUGUCGCAUGCACCCGUUCGCCCGGACUACCACCCGCUCGUCGCGCCCGGAAACAUCAAGGGCGUAGACCGUCGAUACCCGUAUUUCAACGGCGGAGGACGCGAUCCCCCCACUCUUCACUCUGGCGUCGAGCAUCGGAUGCCCUUUUGCCUUCACGGCUGGGACGCGCAGUCGCGCCAGCCUGAGUACAUGAAGAACACGGAUCGUACGCUCUUUGGCUGCCGUGGCUACGUGAAGGAUCACGAGAUGGCGGAUGAUUGGGAUUGCGGCUAUCUAGAGGAAGGGGUCGUCGACGUUGGUGUACAAUCUGUUCAGAUACUUAACCCGUUUUGGGAUAGCGGCCCGUGGCCCGCUCCCAGCUUUAAAGAGUGGUAUCUCCGGAGGAGCAACGUCAUGUCCACUGCGAAGUCUUCUGCAUCCUCCCCGACAAAGGCAUCUUAG
Molecule: messenger RNA, 441 nt
Organism: Peniophora sp. CBMAI 1063
Lineage: Eukaryota; Fungi; Basidiomycota; Agaricomycetes; Russulales; Peniophoraceae
Source: the annotation of a GenBank genome assembly